This is a messenger RNA of Penicillium odoratum, 1347 nucleotides long. RefSeq names its product Brix domain-containing protein. Gene Ontology annotation, biological process: ribosomal large subunit assembly; rRNA processing. The transcript has 2 exons. The record is from RefSeq and is a predicted model, not a curated record. Gene Ontology annotation, cellular component: preribosome, large subunit precursor. The coding region runs from base 1 to 1347 and encodes 448 amino acids. Gene Ontology annotation, molecular function: rRNA binding. Lineage: Eukaryota; Fungi; Ascomycota; Eurotiomycetes; Eurotiales; Aspergillaceae.
AUGGCUAAAGCACGUGUUAAGAAGCGCACUCACCUCCGGCCGCAAAAUGCCUCCGCCGGGGCGAACAAGGCUAACUCCAUGAACAAGACCCCCAAGUCUAUGGUCAUUCGAGUAGGCGGUUCGCAGGUCGGUACCAGUGUUAGCCAAUUGGUCAAGGAUGUUCGACGGAUGAUGGAGCCCGAUACAGCAGUGCGAUUGAAGGAACGCAAAUCCAACCGACUGCGCGAUUACACCGUGAUGGCCGGACCCCUCGGUGUCACACAUUUAAUGCUUUUCUCUAAGUCCGCUACCGGUAACACCAACAUGCGUCUUGCAGUUACACCUCGUGGCCCAACUAUGCAUUUCCAGGUCGAGAAAUAUUCGCUUUGCCGGGAUGUGGAGCGGGCAUUGAAGCGCCCCCAGAGCGGAGGUCAGGACCACAAGACACCACCGCUGCUGGUGAUGAACAAUUUCACCACUCCAGAUGCGACUGAGGACUCCAAGGUGCCGAAGCGCCUCGAGACUCUUACCACCACAAUCUUCCAAUCCCUAUUCCCUCCUAUCAACCCGCAAGCAACCCCCCUUCACUCCAUCCGCCGUGUCAUGUUGUUGAACCGAGAGCCCGACGCUGAGAACGAUGGCUCGUAUGUCUUGAGUCUACGACACUACGCUAUCGCCACUAAGAAGACCGGUGUGUCAAAACGCAUCCGUCGCUUGGAUCCCAAGGAAAUCCGAAACAGAGAAAAGAAGAAGGCUGCUGUUCCGAAUCUCGGAAAAUUGGAAGAUGCUGCCGAUUACCUACUCGACCCCUCCGCUGCGGGCUACACAUCUGCCAGUGAAACCGAGCUGGACACGGACGCCGAAGUAGAGAUCCAGGAGAGCGCAACCAGGAGAGUUCUCAACAAGCGUGAGGCGCAACGUCAAAAGGCUGCGGAGAAGGGCGACAAGAAAGCUGCCCUUGCACCCGGUGUGGAGAAGCGGGCCGUUAAGCUGAUCGAAUUGGGACCCCGCCUCAGGCUUCGAUUGAUGAAGGUCGAGGAUGGUGUCUGUGACGGCCGUGUUAUGUGGCACGACUAUGUGACCAAGACCGAGAAGGAGAAGAGGGCUCUGGAUCAGAACUGGGCUGUUCGCCGGAAGGAGAAGGAGGCGAGAAAGAAGCUCCAGAGAGAUAACAUUGAGAAGAAGAAGGCAGAGAAGGCUAAGGCGAGAGCCCGGGGCGAGAAGGUGGAGGACGACGAUGAGGAUGAGGAGAUGGAUGAUGAGGCCGAUUGGCUCAGCGAUGACUUUGGUGCAGAAGACGAUGAUGAUGAGGAUUCCGAGCCUGAAGCUGACGCUGGGGCUGACUCUGAUGAGUCUAUGGAGGAGUAA